Molecule: messenger RNA, 1552 nt
Organism: Pseudocercospora fijiensis CIRAD86
Lineage: Eukaryota; Fungi; Ascomycota; Dothideomycetes; Mycosphaerellales; Mycosphaerellaceae
Exons: 1
Coding region: 887-1552 (221 amino acids)
Source: RefSeq, a predicted model, not a curated record
GCAAGGAUUUGCUCUCGACGAGGCUCUCUGUAUAGCAUUCAGCUGUUCCAUCUGACACCCUGCAAGUCUGGUCCGCGCUCCUGGGGCGACGUGAGCUUCCGCGACGCUAUACACAUUCUCGUAACGAAGGGCCAGGGAAGAAGAAAUACCAGUACUCGGAUCAGGGCGAAGAUGAAUUGUUCGCAAACUGGUCACAACGGAAGAAGAGAAGGGCUAUCAUCGAGCCAUCUGUGAUAGCAUCGACCAGUCAUGAACUUUUCCAUGGCAAUUACUACAUGUACGGCUGCCAGCGACCUCACGCGUCAUCCUGCCAAAUGCGGAUGAUCACAGAGAGCUGAGAACCCAGAGGUCGCAGUACUGGGUUGGAGCUCACACAUCUAUCAGUCUUAGAUUCUGUGACAGGUGGGUGGAUCUCGAGGCAAUCUGCAAGAGGGCGGCGUUCAUCGAGAGGAGCGUUGGCGUGUUCUUAUUGCUGGUCGUUUUCGUUAUCAUUGCCUUUUUUCCUCAAGGACGAAUGCUCGACGACUGGAUGAGGCUACCUUUACUUCACGAGGAAAGAACGCCGGUCGUGGUAUCACGAAGGAGGCAAUGGAUUUGGAAAGGAAUCGAAGGGAGCUGGGGAACGAGGUCGCAAACGCCGCAGAAGUGAGCAUCAAAGGCUUUGGCCUCUGAAGUCGACUGUGCGGAGACAUGGUCGCUCGAGACUGAACGACACGCAUCGAGUGCCUGUAGAAAGCUCGAGCAUAGCGUCGAAGUGAAGGUUUGCGAGAACUGCAAACAACUUCGCUUUUGUUGACACAUGCCGCCAUUACAUAUCAUCUCUCUGGCUUGACCACUAACUUGGUCACUAACUUAGUCACACUGGACUACAGACAGAUUUGCCACUAUGUCGGCAAGCUUCGCCUUCGAUAUCAAAUCCCCAUCAGGAUACAAUACCGAUCUCAAGAUCAAACUCGACCAUGAAGCCAACGGCUGGAAGAAGUGGCAGCAAUUCAGCCGUGACCUGAAAGAAGACUACCCAGACGAGAGCAAAGUCAGCUGGCAGAUCAUAAUGGAGAGCGUCAAUAACCACGACGAAUAUUCUCAUCACGCUUACUUGUCAGCAAGUGGCGUGGAGCAGAACAAGGUACCAAGGCUUCGUUUCGGCUGCCUACUCUAUUACCCUGGCCCAACACAAGCCAUCGGAAUAAUGCAAGAUCUCAGUAAGCGAGCGGUCAAACAUUUCGAUGUCGAAACGCUGUUGUAUACGGCUCCGGGUGUUCUACCGGCGCAGUUGUUGGAGGCGUUGGUCCAGACCAUGAAGACCAAAUGCGAAGGUUCCAGCAAGCAAAAUUGUGAAGAUUCUAGAGUACAGAUGCACAAGCUACACGUAGCUACCAAACAAGUUCUGAUGUUUGCUCUGAUAGCUCUUCUGAAGUAUGGGUCCGCGCUUUUGGCGUGCUUUUGGUCUGAACCUCACAUCGUGCCAAUCAUGAUUCUGGUCAUGAUUGCGUCCGAGAUUCUGAGUCUUCGCCUUCUCGUUGGGCGGGAUUCUUCCAGGAAGAAGGAUUGA